GGCUCCGGUUAACCUCCGUACGAAUCUCUCCGUUCGCCGGAGCGUACGGUGUAUGGCGAACCCGAGGCGAGUGAAGAUGGUGGCUAAGCAGAUAAUGAGAGAACUCUCCGACAUGCUUCUCACAGACACGGUUUUACAACACGCUGUCUUACCUGAAGCUGCACUUGGAGCUGACCGCUACCUCUCUUCUCUUACCACCAUUAGCGAUGUUGAGGUCUCUAAUGAUUUGCAGGUGGUUAAAGUAUAUGUAUCCGUGUUUGGAGAUGAUAGAGGAAAAGACGUUGCAAUUGCGGGGUUGAAAUCGAAAGCUAAGUACGUUAGGAGUGAGCUUGGGAAGCGAAUGAAGUUGAGAUUGACUCCUGAGGUCAGAUUUAUUGAGGAUGAAGCCAUGGAAAGAGGAAGCAGGGUUAUUGCUAUACUGGACAAAAUAAAAGCUGAGAAAGGAAGUGGUGAUGGCGUAAACGAAGGGCGACCAGAACCAUCUGAUUCAGCAGAUGAUAAUCAAGAUUGGGAAGUGGAUGACCCGGACGAAGACAUAAUCUAUGUAAAUUUUUGGACAAGACUAAGGCGGAAUGGAGAACUGGAGAAGGUGAAUACCGAUGGCAUGGCAGUUCAUUAUGGAGCCUGAAAGCUUCUUUGGUCCAUUACUCAGCUUUCUCCAACAAAUUGUUAUUUUGGAUUAAUCAGUGUAAGGGUUGAUCAUAAGCUCAUGUUUCUGCUUUCAUUGUAAUGUCUUUGUUUGGUGUUAAUGUCAGCUCUCACAAUGACCCAAGUAGAAAUUAACCGAUUCGGUUUCAUAUGUCAAAUCAAUAAUUGCGAAUUUG
Messenger RNA from Arabidopsis arenosa, 824 nucleotides. The record is from the annotation of a GenBank genome assembly. NCBI's taxonomy places the organism in Eukaryota, Viridiplantae, Streptophyta, Magnoliopsida, Brassicales, Brassicaceae.